AUGAAAACUGCUCUUAAGAGUCCUCAUUGGGUUACAGCUAUGAUUAAUGAAUUAAAAGCUCUAUACAGGAAUCGUACUUGGACACCAUUUCCACACCAAUCUCACUACAAUGUGGUUGGCUCUCGCCGAGUAUUCAAAACCAAGCUUAAAGCAGAUGGCUCAAUUGUUGAUCGCUUCAAAGCGCAGUUGGUCGCAAAAGUGAAACCUUUAGCCCAGUUGUUAGGCAUACCACUCUACGGGUUGUUCUCUCGAUUGCUCUUGGCAGAUUCCUCACUUUUUACCUUGCAUUGUGGCACAGGUACCAUAUAUUUGCUGCUUCACGUCAAUGAUAUUAUCAUCACCGACUCUUCCACUUAUCUUCUUCAUCGUCUCAUAACAAAGCUCAGCUCGGAGUUUUCCAUGAAGGAUCUCGGUGAGCUACAUUAUUUUUUGGGGAUAGAGGUCACAAAAUUUUCUGGUGGUUUAUUCUUAUCUCAACAAAAAUACAUCAAAGACAUUCUUGUUAAAAAUUCGAUGUCCGAGAGUAAACCUGUUGCUGCACCACUUACAAUUAAACACGAUCUUCACCAAACAACAAGUGUUCUUGCUGAUGCAACUCAAUAUCGUCAAAUGGUUGGAUCGUUGCAGUACCUUAUUAUUACAAGGCCUGAUAUUGCGCAUGCCAUUAAUCUUGUUAGUCAGUUUAUGCAUCGUCCCACUAUUAUUCAUCUCCAAGCUAUUAAAAGGAUAUUACGGUACUUAAACGACACUCUUGAUUAUGGGAUUCGAUUACUUGCCAACUCCACACUCAAUCUUUAUUCCUUUUCCAACGGUUAUUGGGAUGGUUGUGUGCAUACACGACGAUCAACGACCGACUAUAACAUUUACUUUGGAGCAAACUGCAUAUCAUGGUGUUCGAAUAAACAACCAACUGUAUCUCGUUCUAGUACUGAGGCUGAACAUAGAUCCAUGGCCUCCACUACUGCGGAUAUUACAUGGAUUACGUACCUUCUUCGCGAACUUGAAAUCAGUCUUACCAAAGUUCCAGUUCUAUAUUGUGACAAUAUCAGUGCGCUCUACCUAGCCAAAAAUCCUAAGUUUCAUAUUCAUACAAAGCAUAUAGAAUUAGACUACCACUUCAUACGGGAAAAAGUUGUUGCUGGUUCACUUGUUACUCGCCAUGUAUCUACAACUUCUCAACUAGCCGACGUUUUCACAAAGCCAUUGCCUAAGUGA
Messenger RNA from Papaver somniferum (opium poppy), 1215 nucleotides. RefSeq lists its product as uncharacterized. The transcript is spliced from 2 exons. Lineage: Eukaryota; Viridiplantae; Streptophyta; Magnoliopsida; Ranunculales; Papaveraceae. The coding region runs from base 1 to 1215 and encodes 404 amino acids. The record is from RefSeq and is a predicted model, not a curated record.